Messenger RNA from Chelonus insularis, 3234 nucleotides. It is a transcript of the gene kar, whose product is annotated as monocarboxylate transporter 10-like protein kar. NCBI's taxonomy places the organism in Eukaryota, Metazoa, Arthropoda, Insecta, Hymenoptera, Braconidae. The transcript has 9 exons. Gene Ontology annotation, cellular component: membrane. Gene Ontology annotation, molecular function: monocarboxylic acid transmembrane transporter activity. Gene Ontology annotation, biological process: transmembrane transport. The record is from RefSeq and is a predicted model, not a curated record. The coding region runs from base 188 to 1852 and encodes 554 amino acids.
CCUGGGGUGUUAUCAAAGACGCUAUGAGUGAUGGUAGUUCAGACUCUCCAAUAUAAUAUAAUAUAUACGGUUCAGUAUAUUAGUUUUCUAACUGCGACGCAUGUUAGUUCGUUCACUGGCAUCUCUCAUCGUCGCAAGUCACAGUGGGUCUGAAAUCUUUUAACAGUCGGGUACUCGUGUUCGCGGUAUGGUAGUAAUAGAGAAUGCUGACACAUACAAAGGUGAUGUAAGUGACGAAAAAAUUACAUUAGACUUGAAAUGUACUCCAGCUGACCACCUUAAAGAGUCUUCAGUUUCUACCACGAAGAAUCACGGUGGUCAUCGACAAAUUGAGGAUCAGUUUCUUCUUGAUAAACAGCAAGUUAAUAUUCCAACCAGGUUCAAAUCUAAUAAUUUAAUAGACGAUAUUAACAUGUCUACAAAACAAACCAAAGAUGUCGAAGACCCAAAAUCGAUCACCGUUAAUUAUAGCCCACCAGACGGUGGAUUUAGAGCAUGGAUGAUAUUACUUGGAAGUUUUAUAAUCAACGGUGUUCUCUUCAGUAUCAUUAAUUCAUAUUCUGUUAUACAACUUCAACUUAAAGAGAGAUUGUCUCUUGCUGGAGAAUCUAAUCCUGAAACGAAAGCCGCACUUGUUGGCUCUUUAACAAUCGGAACUACAUUUCUUUUAUCUCCCAUUGCCGGAAUACUUACUGAUAAAAUUGGGAUUCAGAUAACAACGUUUUUGGGUGGCUUAUUGGCAUCUGGAGGAAUGAUUUUAUCGUCUAUUUAUUGUACAAAUGUAAUUAUUUUAUGUCUAACUUAUGGAGUUAUUUAUGGAGCAGGCGCAAGCCUUGCUUACACCCCAAGUUUAGCAAUUUUGGGCCAUUACUUUAAGCGUCACUUAGGACUUGCGAAUGGAAUUGUGGCUGCUGGAAGUUCGGUAUUUACAAUGAUAAUGCCUCAUGUCACAAGAGCUUUGCUUGACCGAUUUGAUAUGGUUGGAGCUCUCAGAAGUUUUGCUAUACUUACAUCAAUUAUCAUGCUUUGUGCUUUUCUCUUCAAACCUACUCUAACCGAGAGUGACAAGUCACCGAGUAAAUUAUCAUCUUAUAAGCAGAACUCUAUUAAAAAACCGGUAAAAAAAGUUAAGUGGUAUGCUCUGAUAAAUCUAUCGAUUUGGAAGAAGAGGCGAUAUGUUGUUUGGGCCAGUGCAAUUCCUAUUUCUCUUUUUGGUUACUUCGUACUAUAUGUCCAUAUUGGAUCAUUUAUCAAAGAAAACUUUGGAAAAGAUUACAAUGUUGGGAUUCCAGUAACAUGUAUUGGUAUUACAUCUGGAAUCGGACGUUUAGUAUUUGGUUACAUUGCUGAUUUGCCUAAAGUCAAUAGAAUCUUAUUACAACAGAUAUCAUUUAUCAGCAUUGGAGUACUCAUGAUCGUACUACCAUUUACACCUCCGUACUGGGCAAUCUUAAUCAUAAUAGCACUUUUAUUUGGAUUGUUCGAUGGUUGUUUCAUUUCAUUGCUUGGUCCAAUAGCUUUUGAUUUUUGUGGAAAAGCAGGUGCUACUCAAGCUAUUGGAUUUCUUUUGGGAAUUUGUUCUAUUCCUUUGACGAUUGGACCGCCAGUUGCAGGUCUUAUUAUCGAACGCACAGGUUCUUACACGUUGGCUUUCGUAUUGGCUGGCAUCCCUGCAAUUGUUGGCGCUCUAGUGAUGUUCGUAAUUCGUCACGUUAAAGAAAAACCAACAGAUCUUUAUGCUUCUGAUAAAUUGAAUAAUGAUGGAUCAAUCAAUUCAGAUGCUUGCAAUGAUGAAUCAAAAGAGCUUGAAAUUUUAUCUGGAUUUAAAGAAACUGCCUCAUUAUCUUCGUAGCAGUAAAUUAACUGCUAUGCAAACAUAAUACUUAAUGUCAAUAUAAAAUAAUUAAUUAUGCAUUUAUAGAGAUUCAGCUUUUAAAGUAUUCAACAUUUUUCUCUCUAUUGCAUUUAUUCAUAAAUUUUGUCAAUGCUUGAAACUCACAGUUAUAUGAUUAACAUAUUUUAUAGUAUUGAAAAAAAGAGAAUAAUAUUUUUUUGAGACUGGUAACACAGUAUACAAGGUACAGAAAGGCUAACUGGGCCAUUCUUUGAAAAAAAUAUGGUGUAAAUGCAAAAGAAAUUUUUAAAACUUAUAUGUUUAAGUGUAAUUUGGUUGAAUGAAAAAAUUCAUUUAGCUUGGGUCAAAUUUUUAGUAUUAUAAGUAGGUCAACAAAAUCAAAUUGCUAAAACAUUGAAGUGUUUUGUUGAAAAGCAACAUUUUAACUGUUCAAAAAUUUUCUAAAGCUUAUACGAAAAAUUUUGGUGAAAGCAUAUCAAGUUUCAAACAGAUCGUUACUUAGAUUGAAAAAUUUUUCGUUCGAAUAACACAGAACCAAUGUCUCUUCCAAAAAUACUUCUAUUUCACUUUAUUCGGUGAUUCAACGUUGAUUGUAAGUACAUUUUGCACGAAAUGUCAUCAUUGUUACAUGAAAAAUGUAUAAGUUAUAUUAAAUUGGAAAAAAAAUCAUAGAAAUUUGUAAAAGAAAGUAAUAUUUAAUAUUUUUUCUUUAAUACAAAUUUUUGAGUUUUUAUGAUUUUAUUGAUAAAACAUGAUGUUAAUUGAGUAUUUAUUGAUUAGACGAUUCUCUGCUGAAACAAAAAAAAAUGUUGCUUUCGAAUGAGACACCCUGCUGAACAGCUAUAAAAAUUUUAUUAUCUUAAACGAUUUACAAAUUUACUAAAAUAUAUAAACUGCUGUUGAGAACAGUAAAAAUGUCAUGUUUUCUUUAAAUUAAGUUGCAAAAUAUAAGGUAUUUUCGUUAUAAAAAAGAGAAAUAGUACACAAAGUAUUUAUUGAAAAUAGAAAAUAUAUUAAUUUAUUAAAAAUAUAAAAAAGUUGUAAACUUAAUUUUAGUAAAAUUUGGAAGAUGAUUGCUUCCAAUGUAAUAUAAAGAUCCUAGUGUGUUCAAGUAAUGGUCCAGUUAAUCUAUCAAAAAUAUAUCAAUCAAAAGAACUAACUCAUUAAUGACAAUAUUGUAACAGUGUCAGUUCAAAGAAACAUUUAAAAUAUUGAAAACAAAAAAAACCAUGCAGAAAAAAAUGUAUUCUAAAUAUUUUUGAAAGUAGAUUGAGAUCUGAUUUUGAAAUCAGUAUAAAAAUUAUUCCACAGCUUGGACAGUUCACAUAGUUUCCUAAACCCUAUUUUUGAAAAUUAUUGUAAAGCUUAAAAGAAAAUAA